ACGGGUCCGUUGAAGAGGCCCGUGCAAAGGGCUGUAUCUUCGACCCGAUGGGUUGGAUCUGGGUUCGCCCAGAGUGUUACGACAAGGAGAUGGUCAAGGAUUUCAUGAACAGAACCGACUACUCGUGGCAUUUCGACCCAAAGUUGACCCCCGAGUCGGAGGUCCCGCUUGAUGUUGUCUUCCGGGGAGACUAUCCCAAGCUGUUUACGCAGAAGAAGUACCACUACGUUCAUUGUACCUACAUGUGGAAGAAGAUGCACAAGGCACUUCUCGAGAAGAACCAACCGAUCGACAGCUACUUGAUGGAUUGGAAACACACAAAUCACUGCGAGAUGGUUCUUCUGAAUGACUGGCUGCACGAAGACACUGAGUGCACGGCGGAGAUGGUUUGUCCAACAUGGGUUCGGGCUACUUGGACGUCUUGUAAGCAGUAUUAAAUAAGUAGCUCAAGGGGCGGGUAUUGCUCGACUAGGCUAUAAGCAGAAAGUCGAGGAACAAAUCAGCAAGGCACAGAUCGAUAAACAUGUACAGUGACCAAAAGUGUUGAAAGAAUGGUCAAAUCCAGCACAGGUUAGGAGGGCGUGGCUGUUUGGUCGUAGACUGAGGUCUCGCAGCAAAAUACAUCUUUUUUCCCUCCC
Molecule: messenger RNA, 638 nt
Organism: Cryphonectria parasitica EP155
Lineage: Eukaryota; Fungi; Ascomycota; Sordariomycetes; Diaporthales; Cryphonectriaceae
Exons: 2
Coding region: 48-437 (129 amino acids)
Source: RefSeq, a predicted model, not a curated record